Messenger RNA from Stereum hirsutum FP-91666 SS1, 1187 nucleotides. Its product is annotated as IlvN-domain-containing protein. Gene Ontology annotation, molecular function: ketol-acid reductoisomerase activity. The record is from RefSeq and is a predicted model, not a curated record. NCBI's taxonomy places the organism in Eukaryota, Fungi, Basidiomycota, Agaricomycetes, Russulales, Stereaceae. Gene Ontology annotation, biological process: L-valine biosynthetic process. Bases 120 to 1136 code for a protein of 338 amino acids. The transcript is spliced from 9 exons.
GGGAGCCGAAAGCGUUACUCCUUAUAAGCCUGGGUGAGAGCUGCGAGGAUGAAUUGCACAAGUUUGACUCUACCGGUUCUCACUGAAAUACCCACUCAAUUCACCUCCUCAAUUCCGCCAUGGCUAAGAUUUACUACGACUCAGAUGCCGACCUUGCCCUCUUGAAGGACAAAACCAUUCUCUUCCUAGGCUUUGGAAACCAAGGCGCUGCUCAGGCUCAGAACCUGCGGGAUAGUGGUAUCCCAAACGACAAGAUUGUUAUCGCAAACCGGGAGGACCACUAUGCCGUUGACGCGAAGUCAAAGGGUUUUAAUGUCGUGCAUGACUUUACCAAGGCCACAGAGGGCGCCGAUGUCGUCUUCCUUCUCGUUCCUGACCAGGUCCAGCCCAAGAUCUUCAACAAGCUGGUCGCCCCAACAUUAAAGGAUGACGCCACGAUCGUUGUUGCGAGCGGAUAUAACGUCUACUACAAGUUGCUGGAUUUCAAGCCCUCGCAGAACGUUGUCAUGGUCGCACCCAGGAUGAUUGGUUCUUCCGUGAGGUCUCUCUACGAGAAGGGCAAAGGCUUCCCGUGUUUCGUAAGCGUCGAACAGGACGGCACUGGCAAUGGCCUUGCACUCGCUUUGGCCCUCUCACGAGCCAUCGGAGCCACAAAGACCGGCGCGAUUGCUAGCUCAUGUAAGGAGGAGACGGCUAUGGAUCUGUUUGCGGAGCAGGGCCUGUGGCCGAACAUCAUCAUGCUCUUCCGAGAGGCGUACAGUGUCUUGAAGGAAGCUGGAUGCUCAGACGAGGCCUUGGUUUACGAAAUGUGGAUGUCCAAGGAACCCGCAGAAAUCUUUGAAGCUGCCGCAGAAGAAGGAUUCAUCACCCAAUUGAAGCACCACUCGUCUGUGUCGCAAUAUGGGCAACUGAACGGGGCCCUCAAGCUCGACGGCUCGGCCAUCCGCACGCACUUCAAAGACAUCCUCUACAACCAGGUUCUGAAUGGCAAGUUCCAGAGGGAGUUCACCGCGAUCGAGGAUGACUUGGAGAAGGAGGGCGACGACAACCCGCUGGCACAGUUGUACAUUAAGUCUGCCGAAUCAGAGUUGGGCCAGGGUGAGAAGCGGGUCAGGGCAAGAUUGGGAUUGUCAUGAUCAGCGUCCUUUGUUCGGCAGUAAAUAUUCAUUGGACUAGAUGCGUCGUCG